CAACCAGUAGCUCGUCGGUGUCCUCCCUCCAGCUCCGGCUCGAGCAGCGGGUCCUCGCCGGUGUCAGUGUCCCGAGUCAGAGCCAGCGGGACGGUUAACCUUCUCUCUGUGAGGACUAACAAACCCAGCGGGCUCCAUGGGUAACAGCCACCGGGCUGCAGGGCUACACCGAGCCGUUAACGAUGUGUUAAAGAAGGCCGGAAGAAUUUACCACAAGGAGAUUGGGACAUGUCAGAAAGUUCUUCAGGUGUGAACACUCUCAGUGGCAGUUUUCCCAAAUCCCACUCAUCUCAGUGCUCUGACCUCAGGGUUACACGCACACCUCUCUCCGUGGACCACAGUCCUGACUCUGGACUAGUAUCGACACCUCUUCCAUCAAGUCGGUUCCGCUUUGUGUCCUGGCAUCGACUGGAGCAGUGUGAUGUCACCGGUGAUCAGCUGACCUGCCCCAGGGUCAGAGAAGGGCCAUCAGAAGAGGAGAGGAGUUUGGAGAGAAGGAGGAGGAUUAGAGAAGAGGAAGGACAGAAAUGGGAGGAGAGACUGCAGGAGAACUGGGAAAACUGUCUGGAGCUGAAUUUGUCCUAUCAGGACCUGGGUGAUGCCUUCCAGCAAGAGAACUUCCUCCGGAUCCUACGUCGCUUGAUUCGUGUAGAGAAACUGCAACUAAUAGACAACUCUCUCACCAACCUGAGUUCUGUUUGUCUGCCAAGGUGCAGAAUGCUAAACCUGCACCGCAACCACCUGGUGUGUCUACGUCAGCUGCCAAAGCUCCCAGCAGUGGAGCACCUUUGUCUGUCUGAAAAUGCCAUCGGCUCCCUGGGGGGACUGGGUGCUCUGGGGAACAGCCCGCUGCGCUCCCUCAACCUGGCCCGCAACCCGGUGACCUUCACUCAUGACUACCGUGCACGAGUUUUCUCCUGUUUGCCAAAGCUCGAGGUCUUGGAUGGGAUCCCUAAGCUCCCGGAGGACUCUCUGCCCAUCAGGUUCCCACUCCCAGAAACCACCAGGAUGUGCAACAUUUUAUGACAUUCUUCCAUGGAUGGAUGUGCACAGAGUCUGGCAAUCACACCGCAACGUACCCCACACUUUAAAACCGCGCUGCAAGAUUGAUGGACCUCCUGUCAGGAAAACCAACUGGGUAAUGUUUUACCGUGGUAUUCAGUAACGGUAUCUACACUCACUGUUGCCCAAAAACACUUUUUAAGGCCACUCCAACAAUACAUUAACAGUAUUGUAUUGGAAAUGUACCAAGAUGUUGCUUGUAUUUGUAAAGUAAGAUUUUUUUGUACUUGUUAGGGCUAUUUUGAUAAUAAACAGAGAAUAUCUUGAAGGUA
Messenger RNA from Mugil cephalus (flathead mullet), 1334 nucleotides. RefSeq lists its product as uncharacterized. Lineage: Eukaryota; Metazoa; Chordata; Actinopteri; Mugiliformes; Mugilidae. The record is from RefSeq and is a predicted model, not a curated record. The transcript is spliced from 7 exons. Bases 229 to 1026 code for a protein of 265 amino acids.